This is a messenger RNA of Rubroshorea leprosula, 4524 nucleotides long. The record is from the annotation of a GenBank genome assembly. NCBI's taxonomy places the organism in Eukaryota, Viridiplantae, Streptophyta, Magnoliopsida, Malvales, Dipterocarpaceae.
UUUUUCCGUGUCUCAGAAUUCAAUUGUGUUUGCAAUCUUUCCCUCUGUGUCCAAUCAUAAUGGCUGAAAUCGCCUUCACCAUCCUCAGCCCUGUCAUUGAGGAGGCAGUUUCCAAAACAUUUUCAUUUCUUAAAAAACGAAUUGGACUUGCAGUGGGUUUGGAAAAGGAGCUUGAUAGGCUUGGCGAUUCUCUUAUUCUCAUUCAAUCUGUCAUCCAACACGCAGAGGAAAGGCAAGAGAGUGACCCAGCUAUAAGGCAUUGGCUACAGAAGCUGAAAGACGUAGCUUAUGAGGCAGUGGAUGCAUUGGGUGAGUGUGAGUACAAGGUUCUUAAGAACAAAGUCAAGAGUCGUAGGCACUGGAAUCCUGAGUCCGUCUACUUUUCUCCCUUGUUUCGUAAUCGUAUGGCUGACAAAAUCAACGACAUUACUAAGCAGUUGAAUGACUUGAAAGACUGGGCCAGCAUGAUUAACUUAGUGGUCUCAUUGAGAGGCCAAACCUGUCCAAGGCAACAUCAAAAGACAGAUUCUUUUCUUGAUAAUUCCACAGUAUUCGAAAGGGAAGCUGAUGUGUCAAGAAUUCUUACCUUGUUGCGUGACUUGAGAAGGAGUCAACAUCCCAUCUCUGGCAUUUCUAUUGUAGGUAUGGCUGGGAUUGGAAAGACGACAAUAGCAAAAUCAAUAUACAUGAAAACCAAGGAAGAAAAGCUCUAUGAUCUAGCGGCCUGGGUGUGUGUAUCCGAGGACUUCAAUGAUCAAAUCAUAUUGGGAGAGAUGUCAGAGCAUUUUGGUUGUAGUGCUGCUCCAAGGAACAGUAUUAAUGCAUUGCUUGAAGAUCUUACAAAAAAGUUAGAGAAUAAAACUUUUCUUCUCAUUCUUGAUGAUGUAUGGAAUGAAGAUCCUGACAAGGGGGAACACUUCAGCUCUUGUUUGUUAAAGAUUCUGAAAACUACUGGGAGCUCUAUUGUCAUAACAACUCGUAGUAGAAAGGUAGCAUCUGCGAUGGAGUCAUUUCCCAUGCAAAGCUAUGACAUGGAGAGGUUAUCAGAUGAUGUAUGCUGGUUGAUAAUAAAAGAGAAAUUUCUUCGAUCAUCCACAAAAACUCCAAUGACUCCUGAUUUGGAAGUUAUUGGACAUGAUAUAGCAAAAAAAUGUGGAGGUUUGCCAUUAGUUGCUAGUGUCAUUGGAGGAACAUUGAGCCGUCAAACUAGUGCAGAUGAAUGGAAGGAUAUCAGAGACGACAAAGCAUGGACUUUGAAUUCACGAGAUGGAGAUAAAAUUUUAUCUAUUUUGAAAAUAAGUUUCAAUCAUUUGACUUCUCCUUUGAAAAAGUGCUUUUCUUACUGUUCAAUUUUUCCAAAGGAUUUUGUGAUUGAAAAAGAUGAUUUAGUUCAACUUUGGAUGGCUCAGGGGUUUCUUUACCAACCUAAUGAAAGUUCUGCGACAAUGGAGGAUGUUGGUAAUGAUUACUUUAGUAGUUUGCUAUCUAACUCCUUAUUUCAAGAUGUGAGAAGGGGCGGAUAUGGGGAUAUUAUAUCUUGCAAGAUGCAUGAUGUUGUCCAUGAUUUAGCAUUGUCUGUUUCAAAAGUUGAUACUUUUGUCUGGGAGACUGGUUGCAAAAUUGACCAUGAUGCUAAAAUUCAACAUUUAAGAGUUAAGCAUGACAAGAACAAGCAUCCAAUCAUUCCAAGAGAUGUUGCUCAAAGAUUGCAUUCUUUGUUUUUGGAAGAGGUUGAUGUUUUCAUUUCGAAUGCAUCUGAUCUCAAAAGCUUGCGAGCUUUAAAAAUAGUGAGAGCUACGGGAGGACGGCUGCCCAUUAUUCUUGGCAAACUAAAGCAUUUGAAAUACCUUGACCUCUCGAGAAGCAGAAUAGUUGGACUACCGAAAUCCUUUUCCAAACUCUACAAAUUGCAGACUUUUAGACUUAUGGGGUGCUCUUCUCUGCACAUGUCUAAUGAGAUGAGAAAUUUGAUCAACUUAAGACAUUUUUAUUUUGACAACAAAGAGCGGAUGCCAAGAGAGAUGGGGCAUUUAACUUCCCUUCAAACCCUAUCAAUGUUUGUUGUGAAUGGGGCAAACUUGGACCAACUUGGAUGUCUAAGUCAACUUAGAGGAGCAUUGAAAAUAUGCAACCUUAAAUUUUCCAGAUCUAUGUUAGAAGCUGCUAAAGCAGACUUGGAAAAGAAGGCAAAAUUGUAUAGGUUGGAAUUUGAAUGGGGUAAAAACAAUGAAGGCUCCAACAAUUAUGAGGUUCUAGAAGGUAUUAGGCCUCCCUCAAAUUUGAAAAACUUAAAAAUUGAAGGUUAUAAUGGAGAAGAGUUUCCAUCAUGGCUGGAAAAGGGUGUAAACUUUUUUGGCGAUUCAUCUCCCCUGAACAAUUUGUUGACAUUGAAGUUAUAUAACUGCAAUGAAUGUGUAGAGAUUCUGAGCUUGGGAUUUAUACCUAAGCUUGAGGAUCUUGAAAUAGAAGGAAUGCCAAAGGUGAAACGUAUGGGCAGCAAGUUUUGCCUUAACAGAAGCAACAUGACAAGUAGUAGUUGUGGUGACAGAGAUUCAAUCACAUUGUUCCCAGCUUUGAAAAAACUCAAUAUAAGAGACAUGAACAUCCUAGAAGAAUGGGCAGAAAUAGAAAGCACCACCGUCUUUCCUUGCCUUGAGGACUUGUGUGUUGAAAAAUGUCUGAAGUUGAAGACCUGGUCAAUGGGUGGAUUUUCACCUCAUCAUAAGCUCUCAAAAGCAGUGAUUCGUUAUUGUCCGGAACUGGUGACUCUUCCAAGUAUAGAAGGGCUCUUCUCUCUUAGAAGUUUAACCUUAUUUGUAUUAGGAUCUUUACCAAGUGGGCUGGGCUCCUGCAGUUGUCUGGAGUAUUUGGACCUUGAAUGGUGCCAUAUGUCCGAUCUGAGCAUGAAGGGGAUGUUCUCUCUUGAAACAUUAAUAAUUGGUCACUGUGAAGAACUGAUCCAAAAUAUUGGAAGACCAAGUUCGCUUGCUAUUUUGAGGAUUAUUGGUCACAAAAAUCUAAGGAGAAUUCCAGAGGAAUGGCUGGGUAGGCAUACCCGGUUGAAGGAGUUAAUGAUCGGUCUUUUCUGGUCGGAGCUGGAGGAAUAUCCAGGACUCACUUCCAUCUAUCAACUCCACGCCUCCCUUGAAGUAUUGCUAUUGUAUGGAUGGGAUAAUCUAAAGUCUUUGCCACAUCAGCUUCAACAUCUCACUGCCCUCAAGUCAUUGCUGUUAUGUGACUUCAACAGCCUGGAAGCUUGGCCAGAGUGGUUAGAAAAUCUCACUUCAAUUUCCCAAAUUGAAGAUGUCACAAAUAGAGCGACCCCAAGAAUCCAUUUAUAGAUGUGGAUCACAUGCAAUCUGAAUAAUAAGAACGAACUGUCAGUAAUUGGUUGCAGCUGAGUCAGAAGACUCAGAAGAGAAUAACAUCUCUCAUCCAUGUGCUUGCCAUAUUAUGAGCUGGUGGAUGCCCUUUUUGAGACAGAGAUCGAUCAAAGAGACAAAACAAAGAAUUUGCAUAAACAUAUAUUUGCAGGAUAGGAGCUUCAAGAUUUAAUUUUUCAGGAAACAAAUACUGGGCAUGGCUGCCCAAAUUUUCCUUCUCAGCUUUCAUUACCAGUCCUAAAUUAUGCCCCACUAAAGUUCCAAAUUCCUUUUCCUUCAAGUCCAAUCGUAAUUAAGGGGACUUGAAUUGUACUCUUGCAGCAGUGAUGACAAUUGCAGGGAAGGUUCUAUUUUAUUCAAAGCAUCAACUGCAACAUUGUUUGUCAUCUUAACUGCAGGAAGUUGAAUGCAGAAGAGAAGAGCGAAGCAUCAUUUAUGCCAAACAAUCUGAGCUCUUGAAAAUUACCAACAACAUCUUUUAAGGAGUUCCUUGCAAAGUGAAGGCCACGAGCACUUAUCUACCAGUACAUGGCUAAGACUUAAAAUAGCAGUUGUCAGAUAGGAAUGUAUCUAAUUUUGAGCUGGGAAGAGUCUUCUAAUAACAAAGAACACUCUGCUUCAGAUUCAUACUUCGUAGAACCUGAAGCUGAUUUUCAUGGCCUUAUAUGCUGAUAAUUUAAAUGCUUUUAUUCUGCACCUGCAGCAAAGAGAAAUAGAAAAACUUCAUGAAAUCUGAAGUGGAGGGCUAUUGGAGUAUCUGCAUAAUGUAAUCAUAAGGAACUGUUUUCAUAGUUGCCGUGCAUCAAAGCCAUCAGCGAGUGUAAACUAAAGCAAUUCAUAUAACUAGCCUUAUUUUAUGGAAGGUUUGGUUUUGUUCUGCACUUGUUGCAAACAGAAUUAAACAACAAAACAACAUCAAAUCCUUUGAUUAUUUUGGAAAGGGGCUCUGAGAUAUUGGCACAAUUCGAUUUGGAAGGAAGUCUAAAUCUCCAUGGUCCAUUUCUGGUUUCCAAAGUGGAUCUACUUUGGCAAAUAGUUCAAGGAAUUUGUCUACUUUCAUUAUAUAAAUAUAUAUAUAUAUAUUUUUCUCUCUUCUUGAUUAUGAUUCUUACAGUUUGGGCAAUGAACAUCAAAUCCUUUG